GCAGAGGAACACACAUAUGUGUAUAUAUACACCAGCACAACUGCGGGGCCAAGGUUUGAGCCCCGGAGGUCCGUAGAAGCCAGUGCCAUCUGGGCGCCUACAUGGUCCCAGAUGUCUUCUCUGUAAUUAAAGUCAGGCCUGGCGUGGCCUGGUCCAGCCCUGUUCCAACCUCUCAUUUACCCAGGCCCUCCCUGAAUACUUAAGGAGCGUUCCAACACAGUAUUUGAUUUUACAGGAACUCUUUGGAUGUAAAAACGAUUUUCUCCUUGUGUCAUCAGCAAAAGCUGCUAGGGUCAAGGUUUUUAAAAUGUCUAUCGCCCGGGAAGCGGCUAAGGCCAUGCUAUCUGAUGCCCUGCUGCAAGAUAGCCCUGGGAUAAACCGUAUCAGACACCUGGAGCUGGAGCUUCCUCUGGACAAGGUCAUCAAAUUUGUAUCUGUCGGCCUUCCACUGAUGCUUGUGACCAUGGCAUUUGCCCGGGAGAUCUCUCUGGGGCCUCAGAUCAGCUGUUUCCCUCCAAGCAAUUUCACCAUAAAGCAGGCCAGCUAUGUGGACACGUACUGCUGGGACUCUCUCAUGCAUCAUGAGUUUAACGGUGAAGGAAAUUUCGAGGAGCGUUCUCUUUGGGUUCACAAGAUGUUCCCUUACUCUCUGCUGGCCAUGGCAGUGCUGAUGUACCUGCCAGCUCUGAUCUGGCGCCAGCUCGUCAUGCCCACGCUGGGCUCAGACCUGCUAUUCAUAAUUGAGGAACUAGACAAGUCAUACAACCGCUCCAUACGAAUGGCUCAGAGCAUCCUGGACAUGCGGCAGAACACCAAGAAUCCUCUCACAUUUCAGGCUGAGCUGCAGAGAGCCAAGAAGAAGCGUUACUUUGAGUACCCCCUGCUGGAGAGAUACCUGCAGUGCAAACAAAAUUCUUACUUCCUUGUGAGCAUGCUUUUCUUGCGGGGUUUCCUCCUGCUGACCUUCAUGACUGCAGCGUGUCUGUACCUGGCCUACUUCCACCUGUCAGCCUUCCUACAGGAUGAGUUCAGCUGCUUCGUCCGCACAGGGAUUCUGCGCGACCAAAGCUGGGUGCCUGAGCUGGUUCAGUGUAAAAUGAUCGGCCAGUUGGUAUUCCAGGUGAUAAGUGUGGCCAACGGUGCCAUCUACGUCCUGUUGGCUCCUAUCGUGCUCUUCAGCCUAAUCCGACUCUUUGUCUGGGACACCACCUUCUUUUCUGUCUACGAGGUCCUUCCAGCCCUGGACCUCAUUAACCGGCGCAGACUUGGCUGCCCUCUCAAUGACCUCAAUGUUCUCCUGCUGUUCUUGCGCGCUAAUGUGGCACACUUAAACUCCUACGGAAAGGUCAGGGCAUUGUGCUCACUGGCGCCGCCGCAGGUGGGAAACACCACAGCAGCACAAGGCAUAAAUGCAAUGCUGAGCCAAGAGGCCAUAGAGGAGCGCGAGGAGGCUGCCAUGGAGCUCGCAGAGGAGGUGGAGGAGGCCAAGGAGGAAGGAAAGCUAAAUUUGGUGGACAUCAUGACUAUUCUGGGAGCUGCUCAGGGAAGAGUGGUAAACUGCAAUGAGAAGAGACCUCUAGUGGAGGAGGAUAUGAGCCUGGGUACCGUAACAUUUAUCUACACAUUCAAGCGCAUUCUGCUAGUGGCUAUUUUUGUUUACAUCAUUUGGGACGUACAAAAAAUCAUCAAGUAAAAAUACAGACUAUGUCAAGAAAUGGUUUUAAUUUUAAAAAAUCUGCAUAAUUCCAUUCCAUCUAGAACCAGCUGAGCAAUUUUAAGCAGAGACUUUUUUUUGUUAAUGACUUUGUGUCUUUCUGCCUUUAUGAGUCUUUAUGGCCCGGUUUCUAAAACAUUAAAGACAUUAAAGACAUUAAAAAUCAGAUGGCAAAUGUAGAAGAGAUGGAUAUGUGGUAUUUCAAAAUUUUCCAGCCCUAACUGCCCUCUCUGUCUCUUCACAGAGCCAAACCACCAGGGGUACCAUGAGUUGAAGGAGACCACACCAUUUAGUCAUUACUAGGCCUCCUGUGGACUGACACAGUGGGGUAAUAGGGGGGUUGACACUGUCGACAGUAGUUUUUCAUCAGUAGUGAACACACUUAGACUGUCGACACCAAUCAUUAGUCUCCUCCUUGGAAGACAAAAAUAAAAACCUCUGUUAUAAUUACAGGAGAAUUGCUUCGGCUGGUCAGAAGGUAUGGAAUGUGUCUGUUUUUGGCAACUGCGUUGGUAAAUUUACUUUCACCUGGAACUACUAUAGUUUAUGGUACCAAGCUGUUGUAAAUAGGUUUAUGGAUACAAUCAUUUUAUUUAUAAAUAUUCAAAUCCAUACAAUUGACUAAACCUGAUGUUACUUUUACUUCAACAUUAUUAGUACAGUUUUUGGAUCUUGCUAUGACUGAAAAAGAUGCAGGCUCCCUCUGGUGGCCCUUCAGGAAUUACCAAGACCAGAAAAUACGUGUGUGUGAGUCAGGCUGCACUUGUGUGUAAAUUUAAUCUGUAAUAAAACAGUUCCCAUUUAAUAAAAGUCAGUAAGACCAUCUUGGGCUGGGUGAAGUUUUAUAAGAAACACAAUGUAAUACAAUGUAAGUUGAAGUUCUUUUUGUUCAGUUACUCAGUGUUGUUAUUUAUAUUCUUGCCGUCUUCUUCACUUUUUCUUUUUUGUGGUUUGGUUUUCUAGACAGAAAGAUAAGGAAAAGAUUAAGUUAACCUCUCUGUGAAUUUGUUUCAGUGUUUGAUCUGUUCUGUUGUUCUGCUCUGAUAAAAUAAAUCCAGUUGGUGUUGUAGUUGUAGUGCCUUUUGUUAUUCCAUUAUGUUCAACUCAAAAGCCAGCAGUUUUCUUCAACCUAAACUGAACUACUCAUUUAAGCUUAGCAGAAAGAGACUUGUCUUGGCUUUGGUGUGACUUAUUUAUAGGACCUGUAAUUCCAGAACUGGGAAGACUGAGCUCUUGUGUGUGGUCAAA
Molecule: messenger RNA, 2962 nt
Organism: Cynoglossus semilaevis (tongue sole)
Lineage: Eukaryota; Metazoa; Chordata; Actinopteri; Pleuronectiformes; Cynoglossidae
Product: pannexin-3
Exons: 5
Coding region: 308-1693 (461 amino acids)
Biological process (GO): positive regulation of interleukin-1 production; monoatomic cation transport; cell-cell signaling
Cellular component (GO): plasma membrane
Molecular function (GO): wide pore channel activity
Source: RefSeq, a predicted model, not a curated record